GUCACCGUACUAUUUUGAAGUUUCAACCAUCUUUUUCUUAUCACCGGAAAAAAGAAAAAUUUUGCACCAAACCUUCACCUGAGUUUUGAUCUACUGAAAAAAAUGGGGAUACGGGAUUUCAUUUCCGGGACGACCGAUUCACUGCAACGCAACGCUCCGGAUCUAACGGCCGUGAAGAACUGGUGCCCCACACCCGGUUCCCUCAAACGGAUCGUACCAAAUGUAACGGCUGCGAAGAACGUGUGCUCCACCGCUUACGGUUAUGGGUCAGCCACCGUUACCCAUAUCGAUAUCGCCGUCAGGGUUAACCUAAACCACUACCUUCAGGACGAGGAAGCCCGGUCCAAGAUCCUCCAGUUGGGCAAGAGCAUCGUUACACACGCCACCAUCGAGGGCCUCAAAACCAUCCCAGGUUACAAAAUUGUUGCUAAAUCAAUCCGAGACGUGAAGGAGUCCAAUAAACAAGAAGUGGAUGUUAAGGCAUUGCAGGCUGAUCUACACGGAUUGCAGAAAGAGUUCAGCGAAUACAAGAAACUCCAUGAGCAAGGCCUGAUAGAUAAGCCAAGUGCAGAUUUGAAGUCACCAAACACUGUCAACAUUCAUUCAGCUCUGAAUCAGAAACCGGAAGAUGUGAUCAGAGUCUUUAUGAUGAAGGAGUUUAUGGGCAGGCAAUUCUUUGAUGAUCUAAUGGUUCCUCCGGUUGCGCCUAGGAAGAAGUAGAAGGCAGUACCAGGUACCAGUGCAUAAGAUCAUUGUUAAUCAUGAUUUGACCUUGUUUAAAGCUUUGUGGUUAGGUCUUGACCUUGAUUGCUCUGUGUAAUCAUUCUCUCGGGUGUAUUAGGGAAGAAAGUGGUCUUUUGCAUUGUCAAGACUCAAAACCAUUGGCCUUGUUUGUAAAUUGAGGGCAAAAUGUAAAAUGCCAAGUCUGGUUUAAGGACGGUUUUCAUAAACUGAAGUUGACUGGUUUUGUAUGGCUGUUAUGUGCUAUUGGAAAUUACUUGCGACGUGACUAUU
Molecule: messenger RNA, 1014 nt
Organism: Prunus mume (Japanese apricot)
Lineage: Eukaryota; Viridiplantae; Streptophyta; Magnoliopsida; Rosales; Rosaceae
Source: RefSeq, a predicted model, not a curated record